CAGGUAAGAGCAAUUUGUGCCAGAAAGAAUAGGUCUGUAGUCUCUGGUCUCUGGUUCAUGGCUUCAAAGCUAGCGAAAUUAAUGGAAGACUUCUGAAGGAUCUCCCUUUGAUCUGUGUCUUUCUUCUCUUUGAUCUUACUUUGUGUCAUAUUCUCAAUUUUUUUCCUGUUUCUGUUCAAUUUUAUCCAUUUCAUCUCGACGUUCUUGCGGGGUUCUCAGAGGUUCUUCGUCUUUGUUCUAAUGGCGGCAUAGGUGUUUUCAAACAGGAAUCUCUUAAUUGAACUAUUUUCCUCAUCUGGGCUUCUUGUUGUAGCUUUCAAUUUGUAAAAAAAAAAAAAAAAAAUUAGGGUUUCUUUUGUUGUUCAAUUUGGUGCCCUAAAUGGGGCCGAUGGAAGAAUCGACGGAGGUGGUGGAUCAAUUGGUUGAGCUUAUCAGGGAGAUGCAUGAAUUUCCCGAAUGCCGUAAUACAUCAAAGAAGAUGUACAAUAAUUUCGUGAGGAGAGUGAAGCUGCUAAGCCCGCUUUUUGAGGAGCUGCAGGAUAGUGAGGCGUCCCUUGGAGAGGAAGAAAUUCGAGCUCUUGUGUCGCUCAAGGUUGUUUUGGAUUCUGCUAAGGAGCUUCUUCGAUCGGUCAAUGACGGGAGCAAAGUCUAUCAGGCUUUGAGGAGCGAUAAGAUUGCAGGUGAAUUCCACAAGGUGACAGAAAAAAUUGAGAUAGAAUUGAGCAAAUUUUCCUAUGACAAAUUUGAUUUAUCAGAGGAAGUUCUAGAACAGAUUGAACUAGUGCACGCUCAAUUCAAGAGGGCAAAAGAUAGAAUGGAUACUCCUGAUUUACAACUGCACUUUGAUUUGUCCACGGCACUAAAAGAUAAAGAUCCUGAUCCAGCCAUUCUAAGAAGGCUCUCAGAAAAGCUACAGCUCAGGACUAUCAACGACCUCAAGAGGGAAUCAUUUGCUCUGCAUGAAAUGGUUAUAUCCAGUGGUGAAGAUCCAGGGGACUUGCUUGAGGAAAUGUCACUUUUGCUCAAGAAGGUAAAGGACUAUGUAUUUAUGGGGUACCCAGAAGCAGACGCCUCUGAGAGUGAAAAGAGCUCGGUGAGACAUGGAUCUCCUGUGAUCCCAGAUGAUUUCCGGUGCCCAAUAUCUCUUGAAUUGAUGAAAGACCCCGUCAUCGUCUCCACUGGACAGACUUAUGAGCGGUCCUGCAUUCAGAAAUGGCUGGAUGCUGGGCACAAGACUUGUCCAAAGACACAGCAGACGCUGGUCCACACAGCCCUCACGCCAAACUAUGUCUUGAAGAGUCUCAUUGCACAAUGGUGUGAGAACAACGGUGUUGAGCUACCCAGGAAACAAGGGAGUUCUAGAAAUAAGAAGUCAGGAAGCUGUGUUUCAGACUCUGAUAGAACUGCUAUUGAUGUCUUGCUACACAAAUUGACGAACAGGAAUAUAGAGGAACAGAGAGCAGCUGCUGGUGAGCUUCGGCUUUUGGCAAAGAGGAAUGCAGAUAACAGAGUAUGUAUUGCGGAGGCAGGAGCCAUUCCCCUUCUUGCAGCAUUACUAUCCUCCCCUGAUCCUAGGACGCAGGAGCAUGCAGUCACAGCGCUUCUCAACCUUUCCAUAAAUGAGGCCAACAAGGGAAGCAUUGUAAAUGCUGGAGCAAUACCUGCUAUAGUGGAUGUGCUCAAAAAUGGAAGCAUGGAAGCAAGGGAAAAUGCUGCUGCCACACUUUUCAGUCUUUCUGUGAUAGACGAGAACAAGGUUGCAAUAGGUGCUGCAGGGGCUAUUCCAGUUCUUGUCGAUUUGCUCUGCCAAGGAAGCCCAAGAGGCAAGAAAGAUGCUGCCACCGCAAUUUUUAACCUCUCAUUAUAUCAGGGAAAUAAGGUGAAGGCAGUGAGGGCAGGGAUCGUAGCACCACUGAUGAGACUGCUGACAGAUGCUGGUGGUGGGAUGGUGGAUGAGGCACUCGCUAUACUAGCCAUCCUUUCUAGUCAUCAUGAAGGGAAAGUAGCAAUUGGUCAGGAAGAACCAAUCCCAGUUUUAGUGGAGGUGAUGAGGACUGGUUCCCCACGCAACCGAGAGAAUGCUGCUGCUGUUUUGUGGUCUCUCUGCACUGGUGACAUGCAGCAUGUCGAAACUGCAAGGGAGCAUGGGGCAGAAGAGGUACUUAAGGGACUGGCAGAGAAUGGCACUGACAGGGGCAAACGAAAAGCUGGAAAUCUUCUGGAGCUCCUGCAUCGCACAAUUGAUGCAACCACUUCAACAUGAAAUUUUUUGUAACGAGGACACAGCUUUAUGAAAUUCUAAUGUUUUGCAAGGUGAUUCAUAUACAAAGGGAUGUAUAGAGAUGAAUGAUAAGUGUAAGGUUGUAGAGUGUGUUGUUAUAAUGUUGUUUCUAGGCAGGUAGAUACAUCUUUGGGCAAGUAAAAUGACAUAUCUUAUUAUUUCAAAA
Messenger RNA from Macadamia integrifolia, 2447 nucleotides. RefSeq names its product U-box domain-containing protein 14-like. Gene Ontology annotation, biological process: cell surface receptor signaling pathway; protein ubiquitination. NCBI's taxonomy places the organism in Eukaryota, Viridiplantae, Streptophyta, Magnoliopsida, Proteales, Proteaceae. The coding region runs from base 380 to 2263 and encodes 627 amino acids. Gene Ontology annotation, cellular component: cytoplasm; nucleus. The transcript is spliced from 4 exons. The record is from RefSeq and is a predicted model, not a curated record. Gene Ontology annotation, molecular function: ubiquitin-protein transferase activity; protein binding.